GCGAUGGCACCAAUUCAACGAUUAGGUGUUUUACUGUUACUAGUAAACAUAGUGAUAGCGGAAACUUCUUUGCAGCCUGUUUCGAGUAAAGCCGCCGAUCAAAAGGAAGCUCGGCAAAAUUUCAUAGGACCGAACAGAUUUUGGCCAUGGGGAUGGGGAUGGGGUUGGGGCUGGGCAGUGGCCAUCUUCGUUCUGGCAAUCGUGAAAGGCUCAAUCCUGCUGGGAAUAUUCGUAAUUUGGGCGUUCUUCAAAAGUUUCGGAAAAGCCAAACAUGGAUGCGCUCCGAUAAUUAUUCGGGAAUCUCCACCGCCGUACUUCCAUCACGAGCAUCAUCCCUGGGAUCGGACGGAGAGCAUAAACGAGUAUCCGCGGGUGAAACGAUCCGCGGAUUACACGGAUUCCGCACUGUACUGGACCGAUAUGGUAACCGACUUGAGCUUUAGUUUUCUUGGCGUUCACUCGAGGGAGUGCCGGAAGCGAUUUGUCUGUGAGGUGGAUGUUCGCGCCAGAAACGAUCCGAUGCUGAGUUUCGCGAUGAACAUGUUCGGUAGGGAUAUCUUCCGGCGAUAUCGAUCGAUAGGAGAUAAAAUCGCUAACAGUUUCGAGGAGUGUUCGAAAAUAUACAAUAGGUGUAAAUUUAGUGGUCCUUCUAUUACGUUCAAUGUCGUAACGGGGAAUACGGACCCAAUGCAGGAUUAUGACGAGUCAGUGCAGGAGCAACUCGGGGUGGCAUCCAGUAGUGUAGAAAGUAGUGAUGAAAAAGCUAGCACUGAGGAGGUUGGGGCAGAAGAGGAAACCACCCAAGCGACUGUGACAACGACGAUUGGUGACGAUGUUGCACAGAAGCGAUAUGCUUUUAAAAGGAAACGAUACUUUAAGUUGUGGAAGAAAUAAUUGUAAAUUAUUUCCUAGCUUAGGAUAAAUGAUAAUUUAUUUAACAAGAAUUGU
Messenger RNA from Wyeomyia smithii (pitcher-plant mosquito), 948 nucleotides. RefSeq lists its product as uncharacterized. Bases 4 to 894 code for a protein of 296 amino acids. The record is from RefSeq and is a predicted model, not a curated record. Lineage: Eukaryota; Metazoa; Arthropoda; Insecta; Diptera; Culicidae. The transcript has 2 exons.